Messenger RNA from Ciona intestinalis (vase tunicate), 981 nucleotides. RefSeq names its product translin-associated protein X. The record is from RefSeq and is a predicted model, not a curated record. Gene Ontology annotation, molecular function: sequence-specific DNA binding. Lineage: Eukaryota; Metazoa; Chordata; Ascidiacea; Phlebobranchia; Cionidae.
UUCAGAGUGAUUAAUUAAUAGAUUGAUUAAAUGGAACCAGUUCAAAGCCAAUAUCCUGAUAGUGAAAGUAGAAAAACUGACAUUUUAGCUGUUUUUGCACAAUUUCGAGAUGAGUUGGAUAUAAGAUACAAUCUACAUGAACAAGUUGUAAAACUUGGCAGAGACAUUACUGUUGAAAGUAAAAAACUAAUAUUUCAUCUGCACCGAAACAAUGUUACAACUGAUGUAUUAAUGCUAGAUGCAGAAAAGAAAAAAACUUCCAUAUUAAAAAAGUUUCAUGAAAUAGCGAAGUUAUUGGUGUUGGAAGAUUCAUUGCAAUUCAUACGAGCCUAUUCUCCUGGCCUCCAAGAGUUUAUAGAGGCAAUGUCUUUCAUGCAAUUUCUAAAGCUGGAAAGUCAAACUGCUACUAGUAAUAUACAUACUGCCGUAUUAACAUUAAAACAAGUGCAAAAUAUUUUGAUAUUUCCAAACCCUGCAGCUACUGGGGACAAGAAUGAACAUCUAACACUUGCAGUGCCACUGGUUGAAUAUCUUUUGGGUCUUGCUGAUGUAACUGGUGAAGCUAUGAGAAUGUGCAUCAACUGUGCUGCUGAGUCUAUUGGAAGCUCUGAUUUAAACAACAGUCGUUCAUACAAGCUUUGUGCAUUCGUACGUAUAUUGUACAAUGCUUUCCAAGUUUGUUCAACCCAAAUUGACUCAAGUGCUGGCAGAAUGAAACUGUUUAAAGAGAAGUUACGUACAAUGCAUUCUAGUUUAAUCAAAUGUGAAGAUGCAUGCUAUACGGUAAAAGUGCGUGGACAGGAAAUACCGAAUCAUCUUCUAAAAACGGAACUACUGACUGUCAGUUCCCCUUCAUACACGGAAUAAAGUUUUUUUCAAUACCUUGUCGCAUAUCAAAGUCUUCUAAUGCUUAAAUAUUAUAUCUUCUCUUGGAAAUAAACUAAUACUAAGCUUAAGUACAUAUAUAUAUAUAAACAAUAU